AAAAAUACUAAAUACGGCGAAAUAGAAAGAUUUUCUGAGAAUUCAACCGGAUCAAUAUAAAAUACAAUCUUCGGAGAAAUGAUUCCAGGAAAAAUCUAUAUUUUUAUACGCCACUGACCAUUUCUUCAGCAGUGUCAACAUUCCUGUGUGAAAUUACCGAUUUAUUAUUCAUCUGAAGUCAAAGACAAAGUUAAUUAAGUGAUUAUGGAUGCCGCCUAUCUCUAUUAAUAAGUGAAGGAGAACCGCACCAAACAAAAACCAAAUAGUCACCCAUCCAUAAGUGAAACCCACAGAAAAGACAUACAACCGAGAGAUAGAUAUUUCAAGAAUGACAUCUGAAAGUGCAACAGCCUUAUUAGGAGUUGGCAACAGUGCUGGAACCUCCGUUGGUGGUACAAGUUUACCUGCAACAUUAUUGGCUUCUGAAGAGGUUCCAGUAGCUGAAGUACCUGAGGAGGUUCCGGUUCCUGGAGUCCCUGAAGACUCAAACCCAGUAGAACAUCAAGAACAAAAUGGAGAUGUCACCUUAUCUUCGUCUGAUCAAUUAACUGUCAAAUUUUACGGAACAUUUCCUCCGUGCAUUCUCUUCAAAUCGGAAAUUAGACCAUUUAACAUAGCUACAGUUUGUCGCAAGGUCACAGAUCAUCUAAGAGAGCUCAUGAAAACAGGGGAAAAAGAUGACGGCUUUUUUCCGGCGACUUUUCCCAUUUUCGGAUUGAUCGACGUCGAACACAAACUUUGGCUGGGUUCGCCCCAAUUUAUAUCUAAGGGAGAUAACUUGUUUUAUUUCCGUUUUCGAUUCCGUCUGAAAGAAGAGAUGAGUUUAAGGUUGCUGUCGGUCUUUGAUAGUAUGGCGGCUAAAUAUCUUUUUAUACAGUGUCGGGAUGACUUCAUCAACAACCGUAUUAAACAGAUGUAUGAUGUUGACAUCCAACAGGAUCUUAUACUCGGUUACGUUGCCAUGGAUUUACUUAUACCGAGUACUAGUCACGAUUAUAACGAAAUGAAAAACAAGAAAUCGUCCGGAUCCACAAAUCAAACCAGUUUACCCACUGCUCGGGAAGCUCUGCGAAAUUUCAAAUUUUUAUCGCUGUAUCACAGAUUGCCGAAGAGCUUGCGAAGGACAUUUGUGUUUCCAUGGAGAUAUGCCAAACUUUACUUUAAUUUGAGAACGUAUAUCAAUCAAAAUACGUUAGAAUUUAAAAAUGCUGAACAAAUUCAACACACGUAUGUUCGGUCGAUAUAUAAAGAAGUUGUGUCGUAUUGUACAGAAAAAUACGAGGCUGUUUGUCUGGAUGAUGGUCAAACUGUUGUUUUCUCUUUAGAUCUCAUGAAUUCCUGGUUACAGAUUAGAUCAAAGGAUAAUUCUUGUGAAUAUACAGGAAUCAAACUGGAUACAGUAGAUGUUAUUAGUUUUACUAGAGAUGAUAGAAUGAGGAUAACUCUCAUAUUGAAAAACAGUAAGCCAAGAAUCUUUAUAUUUGAUGGGAGAGAGGGUAUAUCGUUUAUAUCUAUGUUAGACGGUCUGUGUAAACUAUCGGUUGAUUAUCAUGAUAAUCUCACGGAAGACAGUUUUAUAGAUUUAACGUUACCUAAAGAUCUACAUUCAUUCGGACCCAUGUUAACGAAUGAUGCUGCUAACCUUCUCAAGUCAACUGUAGAGGAAUGUAUCUCAAACAAAAUCCAAGUGGAACGACUUUUUCUAAUCAGACAAUCAACACAAGAAUUCGACAUGUACGAACUGAUGGUGUGUAACCCUAGCAAGGAGGUGACCUCCUGGAGAUUUACGCGUGUCAAUGAUAAUGAUACUGGUUAUCUUUACAAACUACCCACCAAAGAUGGAGAAAAGAUUUUUAACUCUGAAUUAGAAUUUUUGAAUUUCUGUAAAGAGAGGUUCAAUAGACAACUAAAGCCCUCAGAUGUUCAUGUUAUAGAGAAGGACAGUUGCGUCUGGAUAAAACGACUGUUCACCAACGAGAUUGAUUACUACCAUGAUGAAGUUCGGGAAAAAACAGCCACUGGACCACAGUUAAUUCGCGAGAAGGAUUUUGUGAGAGAACCAAUACUCUACAGAGAAACUAUGUACAGCAUAUUUAGUGAGGUAGAGUUACGUUCCCAGAAAGCAGAAAAAUUAAUCAUGAUUCAACUAAAACCUCAAAUUAUUAGUAAGAUUAAACCAAGUACUGAUGACUUACAAUUUUUGGCCAGUCAACUUGCAGAAUUUGACCAUGUAGCGUUCGUUCGUUUUUACGGCUCCACGAUUAAUCUACCCUUACGAUUGAUUGUGGAAUAUCCUUACUAUGGGGAUCUUUGCCAAUUUCUUGUCAGAAUAAAAGAAAAUGGAUUCCAAGAGCACAUAAAUCUGUGUCAGAUUGUACAGGCAGUUUUAAAGAUAGUGUCUGGAAUGCAGUAUUUGAAUGAAAAGAAAAUGAUACAUGGGAAUUUGAAAUGUGAGAAUAUUCUAGUUCAUGGAAUAACUAGCACAUGUAUUAAAGUUAGAAUAGGUGAUCCAGGUUUAAUAGGAUUUUAUAAUAAACAAGGUCUACAAGAAACGAUCAACUUCAAAAGAAUUCCAUGGAUUGCUGUUGAAUUGUUUGAUGAUUUAAAGAAAGCUACGAUUGAGUCGGAGGUUUACAGUUUAUCAACGUUAAUAUGGGAAGCGGCAUCAUUUGGUGAAAAUCCACUCACUGUUCUCGGUAUUCAUAAUAUUGAUCAGUUAAAAGCUCUUUUUCUCCGAGGACCUAAGUUAGACCGACCAGACUUUAUAAAAAUUACCACUAGCUACACGUCUAAUGUAAACGAGGCUUGUGAUAUGAUCUGGGAACUGAUGAUUAAAAUGUGGAACGUUGUCCCACAAGAUCGACCAAACAUCAGUGAAAUUUCAAAACAGCUUCAUAUAAUUAGUUUAAAAUUUGAUGAUAUGGAAGAAAAGGAUUUAGAGCAGGAAUUAGAUGUUGACUUUAAAAAAUUGCUACCAAAACCUUUAAAACCAGACAAUAAUCCAACAUGGCAAGAUGGCGGCAAAACGGCGCUGAUUGAUAAGAAUAAUAUAAAAUUAAUUAAAAAACUAGGAGAAGGACAUUAUGGAUACGUAUGGCAGGCGAAAUAUACUAAACCAGAUGGCACAGUUGUUGAUGUGGCGUAUAAAGAGAUGAGAACACAUUCAUCCCAAUCACCUAAAGAAAUCCAAAACCAUAGAACUAUGUUUAAAGAGGAAGUCGAUCUGGCAACAACAUUACGACAUCCAAAUAUCGUUCAGGUUGUUGGCCAUUGUUAUAAACCUUCGUUGAUUCUUGUGAUGGAGUUCGUGGAACGUGGAAGUUUAAAAGAUUGGUUGAAGAAAAAUGUGAAUCUCCCACAAGCUUCAUUUAAUAACAUCUCCGUAAGAAUAUGUUUGGAAAUAGCACAGGGAAUGUCAUAUCUUGCAAGUAAAAAGAUUGUACAUCGAGAUUUAGCAGCACGAAAUGUCUGUGUAACCAAUGAACUUCAAGCUAAGAUCACUGAUUUUGGUUUAGCUAAAAUUCUACAACCAGAAAAGGAUUAUUACAAAAUGAUAUCCCUUUUUAAAGCCUUGCCAAUGCAUUGGUCUGCUCCAGAGUCUUUAGGUGAUCGUUAUAUUAUCAGCAGUCGAUCUGAUGUAUGGAGUUAUGGAGUGGUGUUAUGGGAAAUAUUUUCCCGGGGUGACGAACCCAAAUUAAUCAAAGAUAAUAACUUGACAGAGUUGGUGAAAAAAUUGAAGAAUGACGAACGGCUGCCGAUUUCUCCAACAUGGCCGACACUCAUUCAAGCCCUUAUAAAGGAAUGUUGGAAAUAUAAUGAUAAACAAAGACCAGACUUUAUAAAUAUACCUUCAAAAAUUAAAUACGAAAGCACUUGAUAAGUGUCAUAGAUCCCUUUAUGUUAUGAAAUAAAGAGAGAGAGAGAAAUUGGGUUUAACGUCCACUCGACACAAACUAGGUCAUUUCGGGACUAACAUAUGGUUCAAUUUUAUUUCAAUAAUUCGCUUGCGCGUAGGGGUCUUUAGCAGUGGGAGGAAACCGGAGGACCCGGAGAAAACCCACGAGGUUGGACAGGCGACCCUACUCCUUGUCACGUACAACCGGAGAUUCGAAAUCAAUGACAGACUUUAUGAUAUAGCGCGCGCACGCUAACCAUUCAGCCAUCCAACCCCCCCUUUUAUGAAAUAAUAUUUAUAUGAAAAACACAAUAUAACUACAGCAAAUAUCUAAUCGUUCGGAUGGGACGAAAAACAGCUCCUGUAAAAUAACCGUUGGCAGAUGGAAUUUGAAAUAAGAGUACUGUAGCGCCACUGUCCUAGCCACGUUUCUCUCAUAGUACCCACGGUUGUACGUGACAAGGAGUAGGGUCGCCUGUCCAACCUCGUGGGUUUUCUCCGGGUCCUCCGGUUUCCUCCCACUGCUAAAGACCCCUACGUGCAAGCGAAUUAUAGAAAUAAAAUCAAACCAUAUGUUAGUUCCAAAAUGACCUAGUUUGUGUCGAGUGGACAUUAAACCCCAUCUCUCUCUCUCUCUCUCUCUCUCUCUCUCUCUCUCUCUCUCAUAGUACACUGUAUGACUCAUUAGCUCAUUAGCACAGUAGGUGUAGAACAGUAGGACAUUAAAGAUGGGUUCCCGCGUACAAACUGGGUGAUUUAAUGGACCAAAAACAUAUUCAAACUAAUUAAUUUUUUAUAAUUAUGCUUCAAAUCCUUCUCAAACAUUAUAAUUGUGAAGGAAUGCCCUGCUAUUAAAAUUCGAUCAAACCAGGUCAAGUUUACGUCAGGUCUUCGGAGUCAGAGGAGAAUUCAUUGCAUACAUAAGACAAUGUUGUCUUUAAUCACUUACUAUUUAUUACAAAUAUCGAAUCCUAAUUAAAUUCUCGGAUUGUACACUACCCGCGUCUUUUUCCGUCAUUUUUAUCUCAGAAAGUAUUGUACGUCUAACUCUUCAUAAAGUUUAUCAUCUUGUACAUGAAGCGCUCAAUGCUCGCUUGUGACCUUUGACAUCACGCGUGCAGAAGUUCCUAAUCGUCGGGCUGUUGAUUAGGGGAACCCUUACAUUUUUGUCCUGUAUACGCUCCAUGAAUGUUUUCAGGGAAUCCAGUAUUUUUCUAGUAAGAUUGGAUAUCUCUACUUUCCAUAUAUACCAAAAUUGCCAUACUUUUAUUGGAAAUAACCACCCGAUAAAUAAUUUUCUGGGAACCCAUCUUUAAACCCCAUGUCAUUUCAUUUGAAUAUCUAUUAGGUUAAUAACAUAUAACAAAUUAUUUUUAAAUCAUUUACAUAUAUUUUGAUCAUGUUACCUUUUGACAUAUAUUUUUUUAUCAUGUUUCCGAAGGUAUUUUCCCUGUUUUUACUCUAAAAAUGGCCUGGCCUUGAUGAAGUUUUAUUGGGGAAUUUGAUUGGAUGCUACUGUGAUACUUGACAAGGAUAUGAUCUUCAAGAUAAUCUUAUCCAGUCACUUGGACUAAACAAAAUGGCCCUAUCCUGGUUUUGCAACUUUAUAAUUGAAAUCAUUUCAUUACAGAUUUUUAUUUCGGUCAAUGUAAAACACCAUAGGAUAUUCCCGCUGAAAACAAUUGUCCUUGCUAUAACUAUAUGUAGUUAUGUAUAGCUUGCAUGGUAACCGCUUGUUAAACUGUGUUUUGGUAAUAUAACUGUAGCUUGCAUGGCAACUCUGGUUUAACUGUAUGUUUGUGUUGUUUUGUUAUACAGACUAUCCUUGGGCCUGUUUCACAAAAUUUUAACUAAGAUCAAAUCCAAAUUUUAGUAAUUUGAUUGGAUAAUAUUAGAUUGAUUUUACUGCUUAGCCAAUCAAAACUGAAGUAUCUACAAAAAUUUGGAUUUUAUCUUUAGUUAUGAUUUCGAGGAACAGGGCCCUGGAUGGUUUCUUUACACCAAUAUUUCCCAACUGAGUAGCCUAUAUCAUGUAAUGUCAGUAGGUGUAUAUAGUCUAGAUAUAGGCCCAUAUUUUACAUGAUGAUAUGUUAUCAUCACCUUGAUUAGUCAUUUGCUUUUGUCUGGGAUAUUACUAUGGAAACAGACCUUAAACAUUAGGUUAGCUGUUUGUCUCCGUUGGGGAUCACGUGGGUAAGACGCUUGCUCGCUAGUCUGGAGGUCGUGUGUUCGAUCCCUGCAUUAACCGAGAAAGUUCAUUCAGAAUUUCCGGCGCAGUUUCCCCUUGUCAGUGAUGCAGGAUGGAGGGCCUGACAAGGACAGCUGUCUAGUCGUUCGGAUGGGACAAAAAAAAAACGAGGUCCCGGGUACACAUUGGCGUGCACGUAAAAGAUCCCUUGGCAGUUGGAAUUCGAUAUAAGAGUAGGCCGUAGUGCCGCUGUCCGAGCACACUGUAUGGCGUAUGCCCGUCUUCAUUAGCCCAGGUUAGGAGCAGAACAGUAGGACGUUAAACUCCAUUUCAUUUCAUUUAAUUUAUACAUGCUGUGCUGCUCAAUUUAUACAAACAGCCCUACUCAAUUUGAAUAAAUAGUUUAUUACUUAA
Molecule: messenger RNA, 6497 nt
Organism: Patella vulgata (common limpet)
Lineage: Eukaryota; Metazoa; Mollusca; Gastropoda; Patellidae
Product: tyrosine-protein kinase JAK2
Exons: 16
Coding region: 329-3877 (1182 amino acids)
Biological process (GO): cytokine-mediated signaling pathway; cell differentiation; intracellular signal transduction
Cellular component (GO): cytosol; cytoskeleton
Molecular function (GO): cytokine receptor binding; non-membrane spanning protein tyrosine kinase activity; ATP binding
Source: RefSeq, a predicted model, not a curated record